Molecule: messenger RNA, 1245 nt
Organism: Stomoxys calcitrans (stable fly)
Lineage: Eukaryota; Metazoa; Arthropoda; Insecta; Diptera; Muscidae
Product: micronuclear linker histone polyprotein-like
Exons: 3
Coding region: 106-1245 (379 amino acids)
Biological process (GO): sperm DNA condensation; spermatogenesis
Source: RefSeq, a predicted model, not a curated record
UACAAUUAAAAAAUUCUGGAAAAAAAUUUUGUAGUAAAAAUAUCAUAUUUACAUACAUUAUAAUACAAAAAAUCUGAAAACAAUUAUCCUUGACUAAGUAAGAAGAUGCCUUUCCGACGUGGGAAAAGAUCAGGUGCAAAAGAGCAAACAAACAAUAGCAGCUGUGGAUAUAUGAAUUUUUUGCGAGAGUAUCGUAAGAAACAUUUUGGAUUAACUUCAACGGAAGCGGUUAGACGUGGCACUGAAGAAUGGCAUAAACUAUCGGAAAAAGAGAAGAACCAAUAUACACAAAUGGGUUGUUUAGUAUCAAAGCGUGAUAGUAGCAGAGCAUCAUCUAGUCUAGGAAGAUCAAAAUCCCAAUCCAGAAAAAGGGUGAACAAAUCUCCUGUACUUGGAAGUUCGAUUGCCCGACGUGCUAGAAAACGCAGAAGAAAUGCAUCAACAAUAACUUCAAACAGCACAAAACGUUCACGCACUCGUUUACGCUCUAGCUCUAGAGCACGUCCUAACUCAGGUUCACGUCUUGGCUCUCGUUCACGAAAUAGCUCUGCUUCACGUACUCGCUCUCGUUCAAAUCCAGGUUCUCGCGCACGGCACAGUAUUUCUAAAAAAUCUGGUAAUCGCAUUAGUGCAUCAUCUGAACGUAUUAGAUCUGCAUCGCUCAAAAGAGAGAGUAAAUCUUCUGCAAUAGCAAGUACAAUCGCCAGACGUGCAAGAAUUUCUAGGCAAACUACCUCCAAAUCGCCUUCACAUACUGCAAGUCGUCCACAAUCACGUCGUGGUUCUAAGCGUAAUAAAUCUUCUCAGCGAAAACAAUCAGAUAAAUCAGCUGUAAACGAUAGCACUUUUGCACGCAGUAGAUCGUUGUCGCAGAAACGGGCAGCCGCAUUAAAGAUUUCUGAAAGUUCCUUCCUGCAUCAUGUUCCUCAGGCAUCAGGUUGGCCAUCACCAACUACAAAACGUUUCAGUUCACGACGUAUGAGUACUCGUAGCAAAAGUGGUCAACUUGCUUCUGUCCCUUCUGGAAACGAAAUGGAAACGAUAACCGGUAGUUCAAAAAGUAAAAAACGCCAAAGCCACCAGAGAACAACUGCCGGCAGGCGUUUGAGCUCUGGUUCUGGCUCUGGCUCUCACUCACUCCAUGGAACUCGUUCGUGCCCUGGCUCUCGUUCGGGGACUGGAUCUCUUAUAAAAAAUCCUACCAUACGCUCUAAUGUUGACCAUAGUGGUCUUGCUUUAACUUAG